ACGUGUUCAAAAAACUAUGGACUUCUAAAUUUUAGUGAUUAAAUUAAUCUUUUGGACUAAUCUCAAAUUAUUAGCCUAGUCAAUUAAAUCAUUAAGUGAUCAUUGUUUGUGUAAGUUUAAUUUAGAUCUGUUGAAAAUAAUGUAAAAUGGAAGUCCAAUACAUUCCUGAGGAAGAAAAACUGUUCCUAGCGUCCUUGUUUGGUGGAGGAACGGCCGGUCUCUUUGUGGACAUGGCGCUAUAUCCUUUGGACACACUAAAGACGCGACUGCAAUCGCCACAAGGUUUCAAAAAGUCUGGAGGUUUUAAGGGCAUUUACAAAGGAGUUGGACCCCAAGCAAUAGGCAGUUCGCCUCAAGCGGCUUGUUUUUUUUUAACGUACGAAGCUUUAAAGUACUACAUCGAACCGCACAUUAGUAAAUCUUUAGCCCCAUGUUUGUACAUGGCAAGUGCCGGAGUGGCGGAAAUCGUGGCCUGUUUAGUGCGCGUGCCGGUGGAAAUAGUAAAACAGAGGCGUCAAACUUCUCAUCAACCAUCUCAUAAGAUAUUCCGGGCCGCACUCAACGAGGGCAUUCGAGAUUUUAACAAACAGCGAAAAAAUGGAAGAUCCAUUUUAUCGCUUCUUUUAGAUGGCCAGCAUCAUUUCUCGGGGUUGUAUAGAGGUUUUGGAACGACAGUUUUGAGGGACAUGCCGUUUUCUGUGAUACAAUUUCCUAUAUUGGAGUAUAUUUGUCAAGAAUAUAGGAGUAGGUUUAAAAAUGGAAUACCUCUAGAAAGUUGGGAAUAUGCUACAGCAGGAUCAAUUGCUGGAGGAAGUUCAGCAGCUUUGACAACACCUUUGGAUGUAGUAAAAACGCGAAUUAUGUUAGCCGAUAAAAAGACUAUACCAGCUAAAGAUUUAGGAGCUUGGAACAUGAUGAAAAGAAUUUAUAAUGCAGAAGGUAUCAAGGGAUUAUACUCAGGUUUUGUUCCCAGGGUUAUUUGGAUCACUGUUGGAGGAUAUAUUUUCUUUGGCAGCUAUGACUUUUCAAAACAUUUCUUUGCUAACCAUGUGUUAUACUAGUACAAAUUUGUUGUCAUGCCAAAGUUUUAGCCAAUUACCUUGUUUUGUUUUGUGAUAAUAGUGUCUUAUUAUUAAGAUGAAUAAAAAGACAGUUUAGAGAAAUCUUAUAUAAUAAGAAUAUUCAAAAUAUGUAGUACAAUAGAUAUAAAAUAAAGCUCUUAAAUAUGAAAAA
Molecule: messenger RNA, 1233 nt
Organism: Aethina tumida (small hive beetle)
Lineage: Eukaryota; Metazoa; Arthropoda; Insecta; Coleoptera; Nitidulidae
Product: S-adenosylmethionine mitochondrial carrier protein
Exons: 6
Coding region: 147-1061 (304 amino acids)
Biological process (GO): transmembrane transport
Cellular component (GO): mitochondrial inner membrane
Molecular function (GO): S-adenosyl-L-methionine transmembrane transporter activity
Source: RefSeq, a predicted model, not a curated record